Molecule: messenger RNA, 1290 nt
Organism: Prorocentrum cordatum
Lineage: Eukaryota; Dinophyceae; Prorocentrales; Prorocentraceae
Source: the annotation of a GenBank genome assembly
AUGAACAGCAGCGCGUACAAUAAGGAGCCGCGGACGACCGGGGACGACGAGGUCCAGAGCGCCAACCCGCGGAGCACGCAGUGGGUCCUCGCGGAGGAGGACCGCCGGGCGAGCGUGUGGCUGACCACGCCCGACCCGCUGUACAGGAUGACCAAGCGGCCCGACCUCUACUUCGAGGACCAGACGGAGAGCGUCCUCUCGGCUGACGGCCUUACCGUCAGCUUCUCGCAGCACGAGGGCCAGACCAUCGAGGGUUUCGGAGGCACAUUCACCGAUGCCGCUAGCGAACUGUUCAAAAGUCUGGACGAGGAUUUGCAGGAUGCCAUCCUGGAGGCGUACUUCGGGGAGACAGGGAUUGGCUACACGCUCGGGAAGGUGCCCAUAAACAGCAACGACUUCUCCAACGAGACCUACAGCUUCGACGACGCGGCGAAUGACACGGAUCUGGAGCAGUUUGAUCACGAUGUGAGCCACGACGUCAAAAGCAUCAUCCCGAUGAUCCUCGAGGCCCAGAAGAAGCUGGCGGACACGGAGCAGGAGAUGCACCUGCUGGGUGUACCGUGGAGCCCCCCUGGGUGGAUGAAAACCAACGGCCGCAUGGAGGGUUCCAAGGAGCCUUGCUUGGAUGGCAAGAUGGCCAGAGUCUGGGCCCGCUACAUCUCCCUGUGGAUCUCCGCGUACAUCGAGAAGGGCGUGCCCGUGUGGGCCAUCACCCCGCAGAACGACCCGACGGCCGACAAGGAGUGGGAGGCGUGCAGGUACUCCCCCGAGGAGGAGGCAGAGUUUAUCGCCAAGCACCUGGGGCCCGAAUUGAGCGAGUCGCACCCGAACGUGAAGAUAUUGGCCUUUGACGGCGACGCGGAGCUGAUGAUGAAUUGGACGAACGCAACAUUGAAGCACAGCGCAUCGGCCAAGUACGUCUCUGGCAUUGCGUUCCACUGGUUCAGCGGCGACAGCUUUGGCUUGAUAGGGGACGUUCAUCGGCAGCUGCCCGACGCAAUCCUGCUGAGCAGCUUAGCCGGUUACGCGAUGCCUCAACAUUGGGAGGGAUUCCAGCCCCAGGAUGCUUUUUUUGCCUCGGGCGAUUGGCAGCAUGGGCAAGGAUAUGCUCACGACAUCAUCGGUGACCUCAAUGCUGGCGCUCACGGUUGGAUCGAUGGAAGUUUGAUAUUGAAUUCGACGGGCGGUCCAAACCGUGCGGGUAAUUUGAUGGAUGCCCCAAUCAUGAUUUCAGGAGCAAAUUUAUCCAGAACGGUGGCGGAUCUUUCCAUCCGCAGUAUUAUUUUAUAG